Molecule: messenger RNA, 6142 nt
Organism: Photinus pyralis (common eastern firefly)
Lineage: Eukaryota; Metazoa; Arthropoda; Insecta; Coleoptera; Lampyridae
Product: cilia- and flagella-associated protein 44-like
Exons: 26
Coding region: 6-5363 (1785 amino acids)
Molecular function (GO): protein binding
Source: RefSeq, a predicted model, not a curated record
GUAAAAUGGAAACACACCUUCUCGAAUUUGACUAUUCUUACGGCUACAACUGCAGCAAGUAUAAUCUUCUUGCGCUAGACGAAACAACGCUGCUGUUCAUCUCCGAAAAUUUAUUGCAUUUCUUUAACGUCAAUUCGAGAGAAUUUACUUUCCGACGCUCAACUUUCGGGACCGGAAUUGGAUGCGUCGCAAAAAAUCCAAGUACGACGUUCUCACAUUUUGCGGUGGCAGAAAAUGGACAAACGCCUACGAUAUUCAUUUACAACUGGCCGGAUUUGGAAGUUGUGAAAUUGAUAGAAAAUGCAGCGAAGGAGUGUUUCGCCAGUUUGUGCUACAGCCCAAAUGGAGAAAUUCUCGUUUCAUACAGUGGAAAGCCCGAGCACGUAGUAAGCAUACAUAAUUGGUCAGUAUCGACAGUUUUAUUUAGAAGUUUUACAAACGUUCCCGUCCAUGGGCUUUCGUUUUCGUCAUAUAGCAACAAACACUUCACUUCAUUUGGUUCAGAGUAUGUUACAUUUUGGGAGAUUGUGGAUAAAUUCACAGGAAUAAAAUUGGAAAAGAACGAAGGCAAAUUUGACAAGACUGACACUACGGAAAUUAUAUGCGCAUACCACAUGCCAGAUGAUACUUUCAUCUCGGGAUGCGACUGGGGCAACAUAUUAGUUUGGAAAGACGCCUAUAUAAAAUUGGAAAUUGAAAGAAUGCUAAAUCGUAAGUGCCACGAUGCCCCUAUAACACAAUUUGCCCACAAAGAGGACGAGCUAUGGUCAAUUAGUAUGGAUGGACGCAUCAAAAUAUGGCAUUAUAAAAGUUUGGAAAAUAAACAGUUCAUGGAGGACCAGUGCGUUCUUGGAGUUGAACCAAUUUUUGAAUUUGAUUUGCCCAAUAUCAAGUUCAUGGGCAUUCAUAAGGUUAUAGCCGAUUCCACGGAUACUUCAUAUUUUGUUCAGGAUGGUAACGGAGGUAUUUGGAACGCCGACUUUAAUACGGCAAUGAACCCGAAAUCGCCAAUUCAAUUAUAUAAAUGCCACGGUGGAGCAGUUGUGGAUAUCGCAGCAUGUCCCUGGGAUCAUUAUGUGGCAAGCCUAGGGAGCGAUGGUCGUCUCCAUUUAUACCAAUAUAUUAAGAAGGAGCUUGUGCUUUCACAUCAGUACCCCGCGAAAGGAACUUGCAUGAUUUGGUUACCUUUGCAUGUACACGAGUUGGGAGAUCAGUUGAUAAUGGGAUUUGAUGAUGGUAAUCUUAGGGUGGCAGUACUCAUGUUUGAUGAGAAGAACAUUACAGCAACGACUACUCAGGUAAUUAAAUCACACAGUGGCUCCAUUAUAACUAUUGCUCUUUGUAACAAACGGCAUUUGCUUGUGAGCGGUAGUGAGGAUUCCACUAUUUUUAUCUAUUCAUUGAACACAAUCGAGGAAUAUGUUCAUUUAAUACCCAUAGGUUUUAUUCCGCUUACACUAUGCCCCAGUUAUCUAAAAUGGCAUUCUUAUCAGGAAGCAACAGUUGUUAUUGGCUCCAGAAACGGAUACUAUUCUGAAAUUCCCAUAUCUGAGCAAGCUCAACCACAAUCCCAAGACUCCUACUUGCUUCAAGAGAAAGCAUCCAAUUUUAUCCUAAUUUGCAACAACUCGCCACUUAUAAAUAAAAUUUUGUGGUUUACUUUUUUCAAGAUGGACAUCAUGUGGUUUUCAAUGGACGGAACCGACUCUGGCCGUGUGUAUGAGAAGAGUCUAAAUCACACUUGUGAUAUGAUAUACGAUGCCGGUCACGUUGAAAUUAAUAAUUGUGUCAUAAAUGAGCACCGAACCUAUAUAUUUUUCAUCAUGAGUGAUGGAAACAUUUUAAUAACGAAAGUCAACCCUGACAACGCGAGGGAUUUCUCAACCUCUUGGCAACUGGCCUUGCAUAGUUUCAACAGAUUUAGUUCACAAACAUGUUUUAGUUAUAAUGAAAAAUAUUUGUUCACAUGCUGGCGUGACGGUAACAUUUUCUCUUAUAAAAUUAAUAUAAACGAAGAACCUACGAAGCUUAUUUCACCCCGCAGUAUUUCACGACAAUGCCCUAAAGAAGUGGAGGAUAAUGACGGUUACACAAAAUUAAGCUUGGAGGAACUAAAAAUGAAGAUAAAACACGACUUGAAAUGUACAACCACCAAUCGAAAUCGGGAGACCCUACGACAGCGAUUACAAAGCUUACGUGCACAAUUUGAAGAUUUGCUUAAACGUAACAGUGCUCUGCCUUCGACUCAAAUUAUACCGAAACAAGAGUUCGAAAUACAUCCACUAAUUACCCAGUUUUUUAAGGAUGAACAUCAAGUGAACCUUGCGUGCGUAAACCGCGACCACGCCGUGCAAAUUGAAAUAUCGCAAAUAAAAAUAUGGAAAACCAGAAACCGCUUUACAGAUCCUUUGGAUUGUUUUCCUAUUACCGUGAAAGGUAUUUCCAGUAGAGGAUGGGUGAAAACUAUUCCUCAAAGGAAAUUGGCGAAAGAGUUUCACGAUGCGUUAAUUCUAGUGGAAGAAAAGAUGAAGGCGGAAAAUGAAACGGCGGAAUGGAAGGAGAAGGUGAUGAGUUUCAGCGGUACUGCUGCAAUCGAAAAUCCAUUGGAACGUCAAAAAAGAGUCAGGGAGAAGAAGGAUGUUUUCUUGACCCUACUUGCGCAAGAAAAGAAUUUUGGGCCGAAAAUAAACCAGCUUCUGGAACGUUACAAGAUUCGCAGAAUUCAUUUCCAAAAACGGAAACAAGAGUGGGAAGACUUCACUGCAGCCAAACCCUUGAAAAUCAAUUCCGUAGAAGACCAAAUUAAUUUACGCCACGCAAUCGAAACUGUUGGCGAUUAUAAACUGAAAUCCGAUACGAACUAUAAAGUUCCAAAAUCCUUGUACACAAGCGUUGCUAAACAAUAUCAUUAUUUAUUACAAGCGUCUUUAAAGAAAUACCAAAUUGUUGAUAAAUACAACAACAAAGUGUACCAGUUACGGGAAAGACGUGUGAAGGUACUCGACUACUUACAAAACCUACUCUCAUCCUUAGGAGAAGUACAGGAAGAAUUAGACGAAAAAGACAGAAAGCCAGUACCUGUCAUACCCGAUACGACAAUAGACGAUUUUCCUGAACGUAACUUAGAUGUGAAAGUGUUAUCAGAAGAUACAGAUGUGCAAAUAACGAAGCCCAUCCGAAGUAACUCUGUAUUGAAAGAUAUAUUGGUGGAUGAUGAGGAAUCCGAAUGGGAGGUAGAAGCGAGAGACUAUCGGAAGGCUUGCAAAUUAUUUGAACAAAACUUACUUCUACGCAAAAUAUACAGAACCAUUCAACAGUUUGACGAUGCGCUCGAUGAGUUAUCAAUGGAGAGUUGUACCACCAUGCGAGAUGUUAAUCUCCUUGACUUGCAUUUAAUAACGUUGAAUCAGGAGUUGAUAAUAUCGAAACAGUUUGAACAAUCUGAAAUGUUGAUAGAUGAAAAAAUACAUGCAAAAAUGGAAGCGAUGGAAAGUCAUCACAAUAGUAGCAAAAGAAAAUUGGAAUUCAUUUCUCAACAUGUAACAGAAGCCAAAAUAUUUUACAAAGAAAAGAAAAAAAUAAAAUUUCGCUUCUUAUCCUCCAUAACAGGACAUGAACAUGCCUCGUAUUUGAAAAAGCUUUUCAAAUCAAAUGGAACUGCAGCAGACGCUGAAAUGUCCGAAAACUCUUCAGAUGAAAGUGAAUGUAACAAGGAAACUACACUUGUAGAGGUAGACCCAAUAGUUCCAUGCGAUUCGCAACUAUACAAAGCGACCCUUAACAUGAGGACCGAAAAAUUUCGAAUCAACGGGCGAUUGAAAUAUUUAAAAGAUGCUAUAGAUGUGAUAAAUGUUGACAUAAAGCAUAAUAACACCGUGAAAACAAAGCUUAAGACAGAAAUAGGAAACUUAGAACGUGAAAUGGAGCAAAUACAAAAACAAAAACAAGAUCGACGUAAUCAAGUGAUGUGCACGCUUGUUUUCAAGUUAAACCAAUUACAGUACCCAAAAUCAUCGACUAGUAAAAUUGGCGAUACCCUCGUUUUUUCUCAACCGAUUUUAACAAAUUUGUACAAAAGAGUGGGCCAUUUGCACCAGGAUACAGUACAGCAAGAGAUAAAGCACAAGGAAUGUCUUGGUCAUAUUUGUAAAAUGAAAACCGACUUUCACCAAAUGAAAGAGAACAUAAAAACACUUGAACAAAACAUGGAUGCUGCAAUUAAAAAGAAAGUGGGUAAGGUUAUUCCGGUGGAUUUAAUCGAGCAAGUAAGACUGCGAGAUAAAUUAAUUAAGUUUAAUGUACGAAAUGCGAACGUCCACAUCGCAUAUCAACAGGAGCUCACAACGUUGAGCGAACAGGUCAAAUUGAAACAAAUUGAACUACGUAAUGUAAUAAAAGAAAACACAGAGCGUCAAAAUGUGCUUACUGAGAUCAAUCGCGAGAAGACUAAUUUAAUGCAAACGAUCCGUAUACAGUCUGCUAAGAAGAGGCAUUUGGAAAACGUCGUUGUUAUAGCUGAGCAGUGCAAGGAAGAUAUAGAGAAAUUGUCGCAUAUUAUUAAAAAGCAAAACCAGGAUAUCGAGAUUUUACAAAACGAAAUUAAGCGUUUAAGUCUAAAGUCGCUGCCUAUUGUCGAUCGAAAGGUAUCCAGCGAGCUCCUCAAUCUCACUUUAGAUAUUGACAAGCCCAGUUCCGAAAUUUACCAAUGGAAAUCGUUCGAUGCGAAGGAAUUGAGGGAAAUUGUAGAUCUGCCAGAUCGGCGACAUUUGAAAACUCAAGUACAGAUUCCAUCAGUUAUUUCAGAUGAUGUGGAGGAACUAGUGAUCGCUUUAAUAAUGGAAAUGUGCGAAUCCCUACAAGUAUUUGCAAAUUCAUCGAAACGAUCCGUUCAGCAACUUGUAAAACAAAUUUUACCCAACAUUAUGCAAGAGACCGAUGUGGACAGCAUAGUUAAGGACUUAACUGACUUUUUGUCGACAGAUUUCACCUAUGAACAGCAAACUGUAGUCAAAGACACUGCUCAUCAAAUUUAUACGUUCCUCCAUUCUGAGUCCAAUGUAGAAGAAUUAUCAGAGUCUGCCAGAGAAUUACUAAUUAAAGUAAUUAAUGAGACAAUUACGAGUGCUAAAGAUGCUAAUGCUUUAAUCGAAGAAAUUCUGCUGAAAUUGGUGCACUGUUUACCAAUCAGAUUUUUAAUUCGACAAAGCACAGUGGAUAUGAUAUUGGCUGAAAUUCGAUGUCAUUUACUGGACAAUGACGAAAGUUUAUUGGAGGCAAUUUUAAAUAUUUCAACUGAAUCAACCGAUGAUCUUCAAGAACUCUUAGACAGUAUUAUUGAAACGGUUUACAAAUCCAAAUCGUAAAAUGUUUGGAUAGUAUAUUUAUGCCAGUGUUAUUUUUUGUAGUCUUUUCAUGUCAUGUACCUAUAAUACCCUACUAUCUUCUUAUUAAAGUGUUAAGGGUAACCAUUGGGAAUUUAAUGCUGGUUACAAAGUGAUGGGAUUCCGAAUACUGCUGGAGAUCCUGGAAAAAUUAUUAUCCUCGUGUCAGUGAAGGACUUGUCAUUCUAUUGUAUUUUAUUAGCCAGUUUUGACUCUACUAUCGAUAAGAUCUGGUCGAAGGCACUACGUUCGCUCGUAAAUCGCGUUUGUAGUUUUGACUGCCCCAUCACUCAGAUCUGUCGUGGGUUACCACAUUUCCUUUGUCGGUAUCCAUUUCUAAUAGGUACUUCCACAAUCAUAGAAAUGCGCCAUUUUUGCUGAACUGAAAAAUCACCAUGUUAGUAAACCACUCUCGGUGAUGGCGCCCAGACGUUGCCGACCCCGCACAUAUGUAGCCCCGUCCCUAAAGUUGUUAAUUAUGUACACUGCUCUAAUAGAUACACGUACACUUUUCGUCUUUCUACAAGGGUUCUUUUACUGGUCCUCAUACGCUGCCAGCAGUCAGCCGGCCAAAGUGAAAUUAUAAAAUAAGCUAGCCACCAUUUUGCAAAUAAUUUGCAAAAAUGCCCUAAAAUUUCUAAAAAUAUCACACUCUCAUUGGAACUUUUUUCAUUGCGUUGCCUUAAGAGUCUUCUUUACCUAAGCGCAACUUUUUUUACAUUAUAGUGUAUAGAUGAUUAUAGCUGCAAGAGAUAAGAUGA